Messenger RNA from Carassius gibelio (silver crucian carp), 2641 nucleotides. Its product is annotated as myeloid-associated differentiation marker homolog. Gene Ontology annotation, cellular component: membrane. The transcript is spliced from 3 exons. Bases 306 to 1187 code for a protein of 293 amino acids. The record is from RefSeq and is a predicted model, not a curated record. NCBI's taxonomy places the organism in Eukaryota, Metazoa, Chordata, Actinopteri, Cypriniformes, Cyprinidae.
AAAGCUGUCCACCUGCGUUACCGCCGAACAGGCCACCAUAUACUGACAUAUACUGCACAGAUGAGGAAGGAUAUCUUAAACAGCACAGUCUUUGUGGCAAAGCUUGUGGAUCCAUCUAUCGUGCAUCAGGACAUUCAUGAAGAUGAAUUUUACUCUUUGGCGCUCGUGUCCAGAAUCCAUACCCAAUCAACACAAUCAUGAAUCCGUUCUAACUACCAAGAAGCCACUGAAUCAAAGUGGACGUCUAUUCCUGUUACUCACAGCUGACAUUGCCUGCCCUGUAAAUCUUCUUUUGUGAGCCCAUCAUGCCGGUGGUGUUGCGUUCCUCUCCUCUCCUGUGGGCCCGUGUGGCUGCCAUGGUUUUCGCCUGCGUAGCAUUCAGCGUAGCUCUUUAUGGAGCGAAGCUAUCUCACGGCACGGGUGACUGGUGCAUUUUCUGCUGGAGUUUCAGUUUUGUUGGAACUCUUCUGAUAAUCUUAGUGGAAAUGUUUGGCCUUCAGACCCGCGCUCCUGUCUCAUGGAAGAACUUUCCGAUCACGUUCGCUUGCUACGCAUCCCUCCUCUGCCUCUCCGCCUCAAUCAUAUUCCCCCUUUACUUCCUGAAGGGCUACACUUAUCGCGGGGAGAUAAUGAACUGCCGCAUUGUGUCAACCGUAUUUUCUUGCCUCGCCACCAUCGCGUACUUAAGCGAGGUGAGUCUGAGUAAGGCUCGUCCAGGAGAAGUAGCUGGCUACAUGGCCACAGCACCAGGGUUGCUAAAGGUGUGCGAGACCUUCGUCGCCUGCAUAAUAUUUGUCUUCAUCAGCGACCCCAUAUCGUAUGAUCAGAAUGCGGCGACCAAUUGGUGCCUGGCCGUGUACUGCAUCUGCUUCAUCUUGUCAGCAGCCAUUAUUGUGAUGUGUGUAGGAGAGUGCACAGGUUGCUUGCCCUUCUCUUUCGCCCGUUUCCUGUCCACAUACGCCCUCCUGGCUGUGGCCUUGUAUUUGUCUGCCACCAUCAUCUGGCCCAUUUAUAAGUUCGACAAGAAGCACGGAGGCCAGAGCCACAGACCCAGUAACUGUGGCUCCAGCAUAGGCCUGUGCGAUUGGGACAAGGUGCUGUCCAUCUCCGUCCUCAGCGCUCUCAACUUCGUUCUUUAUCUGGCUGAUCUCAUCUACUCAGCCAGGCUGGUGUUUGUUACUGUUUAAGGGGUUUAGCGGGAAUUAAAAGGUACAAGAGAAAGGCAAAACAAUAAAAGACAGAAAAAGGGUAGUGGGUAAGAGAGUAGGGUGUUGAAAUGAUAGGUCAUGAACUAUAUUUACUGUUAGCUACAUUUUCUGUCAUGCCUGUUUAGCAAUCUUUUCUACAGAUGACAAAAAAUUUUGCAUUUGAAAAGUUUUUUUUUUUUUUUUUUUUUUUACAAAUUAAUGAAUUAUACACACACACACACACACACACACACACAUUUAUAGUUUAAAGUUUGCGGUCUGUAAGAUUUUUUGUUUUUGAGAGAAGUCUGAUUAAAAACAGUAAUAUUGUGAAAUAUCAUUGACAUUUUAAAUAACUGUUUUCUAUAUAUUUUAUUGUGGAAACCAUAAUGCUUUUUCAGGAUUUUUUGUUAAAAAGAACAGCAUUUAUUUGAAAUAUAAUUUUUUUUGACAGUGUAGUAGUAUUUACUGUCACUUUUUUAUCAAUGUAACACAUCCUUACAGAAUAAAAGUUAAAAGAAGUAUUUAAAAAAAAUCAGACUUGCCCCAAACUUUUUAGUGGUAGUAUAUAAAAAUAUAGAAUUUGCAUUAUUGAUGAAAUUAUUUUGUCAUUUCAUUGUUAUAUACAUGUUUCACAUAUUACAUUUAGUGUUAUUUUUGCUUCAUUGUGAUUUAUGUUGCUUUGCAUGAAGGAUUCUUUUAUUAGCUACUAUAACUUUGUGAGUAAGUAUUAGUGAAUGUCAAACUUUCAAUCAACACAGUAACACCUUUCAGUUCAUUCAGGAAAUCAGACAUUAGACAAACUGUGUUUGCACUUAAAAUGUGUGAUGUAAUACUUUAUUUGUAUCAGUACAUAACACUGCUGUUUGGUGCAUAUAUGUAAAACCAUGUAUAUGCUGGACUGAAUAGUACAAAAUUACUUCUUAAAAUGUUAACUUCUGUCACAUAAGACAUGUUGACAAUGAAGGGAAAUAUUAAUGUAUAUCUGGACAUAUCAUGAAACAUUUAAGACAUUGAAUAUAUUGAUAUUCUUAUAUACACAUUGUACUGGAUUUACAUUUACGGGAUAUUAUUGCUAUAUGUGUACACAUGGAUUUUCCAAGUAUAUGCAAAUGCUAUAGAUAUUUUUCUUGUCAAAUCUCUACAAAAAAUGUUACUGUGCUUUUGUGCACCAGCAGACAGUAUCAGUUACAUAAACACCUCACAAAAAUGAAAGAAAAUGAAACGUUUGCUCUGCUGUAAGUCUCUGGGACCCGCAUCUGUCUGUUUCAUACUAACACAGUCCUCAAUGCUUGAAUGAGAAUGUUUUCAGUGUGUUAUCAAAGAGCAAGAGAGCAUUUGUGGCACAGUGUCUCUCUCUCUGUAUAAGUCCCUCUGUGCUAAGAGGAGAACAGCACACACCGCAGCGUUGUGUGAAUGUGUAAUCUAGCUCUGAAUAAAACCAUGAAAAUGAA